This is a messenger RNA of Neospora caninum, 669 nucleotides long. RefSeq lists its product as hypothetical. The coding region runs from base 1 to 669 and encodes 222 amino acids. The record is from RefSeq and is a predicted model, not a curated record. The transcript is spliced from 9 exons. NCBI's taxonomy places the organism in Eukaryota, Apicomplexa, Conoidasida, Eucoccidiorida, Sarcocystidae.
AUGGUGUUCACGUUCACUUGCAGCGAUCCUCGCUACGAGAUUUAUAUGGGGCGAGACAAAUUCGAAAACGAAGAAUUGAUUGCUCACGGAUGGCCCGAAGACGUUUGGUUCCACGUCGACAAACUCUCCUCUGCACAUGUAUACCUCCGCGUGCCUCUCCCUGAUCGCCCUCUCCCAGAUGAUAAGCAAGAACCAGAUUUAAAAUCCAUUCCUCAAAAGGUUCUCGAUGAAGUUGCACAAUUGACGAAGGCGAAUUCCAUUGAAGGAUGCAAGCAGCCCCAAGUUGACAUUGUGUACACGCCAUGGUCAAACCUCCGCAAGUCCGCGCACAUGGACAUUGGCCAAGUCGGCUUCAAAGACGAGAAGCGCGUUCGCCACAUCAAGCACGUCGCCAAAGACCGUGAAGUCCUCAAAGCCAUCGAGAAAACUCAGCAGGAACCGAAGGUCGACCUCAAGGCUGCGAGAGAGCAACGCGAUCGGGAACAACUGCGCAAAAGGAAGGAGGAAAUGCGACAGAAGCGGUUGGAGGAGGAGGAAGCAGCAAAACGGAAGGAGGAGGAGAAGCAGCUGCGGUGCUACGCGUCGCUGCAGACUGUGGAGCCUGAAUUUACAGAUAAGGGCGAUGGGACAAUUGAGAGCUGUAGAGCAAUCGAAGAGGACUUCCUCUGA